Molecule: messenger RNA, 1598 nt
Organism: Heteronotia binoei (common prickly gecko)
Lineage: Eukaryota; Metazoa; Chordata; Lepidosauria; Squamata; Gekkonidae
Gene: ATG5
Product: autophagy related 5
Exons: 8
Coding region: 424-1248 (274 amino acids)
Biological process (GO): nucleophagy; autophagy of mitochondrion; C-terminal protein lipidation
Cellular component (GO): phagophore assembly site membrane; Atg12-Atg5-Atg16 complex; cytoplasm
Source: RefSeq, a predicted model, not a curated record
GUGAAAGAUCAAGGCUCUACAAUAGAGACCGGGAGGGGAGAAAGUUGAAAGCGGGGCCUGACCACAUUCUGUAUGGCCGGCAGCCUUCCUGCCAGUAGGCGGGGCAGAGUCUGCGCGUAGCUGACCUGUGGCCGAGCUCGGCACAAGGGGCUGGCUGGGAACGAAACGAUUGUCAGGUAACGGCGGCGUCCCUUGUCCCCUCCACCUUUCGGGGGUCCGUGGAGGCGAUGGCCAUUGGGAAAUGGAUGGGCUGAUCUGGUUGGCUGGCUCAGGGGCUGGAAGCGCGGGGAGCCGAGCCCCCCCCCCCCGGUCUCCUGUUGAGUUUUCAGUCCAGGCGAGGAGUUCCUUGAAGCCCCUUCGUGGCUCUUGGGGGUUUUUUUUCUGAAGGGAUAGGCUACAUGUGCUUCUGUGUUUCCUGGAAGAAUGACAGAUGACAAAGAUGUACUUAGAAAAGUGUGGUUUGGGCGAAUACCAACUUGUUUUACUCUAUAUCAGGAUGAGAUUACUGAAAGAGAAGCUGAACCUUACUAUCUGCUCUUACCUAGAAUUAGCUACCUGACACUUGUAACAGACAAAGUGAAAAAACAUUUUCAGAAAGUUAUGAGACAAGAAGAUGUUGUAGAAAUAUGGUUUGAAUAUGAAGGCACACCACUGAAAUGGCAUUAUCCUAUUGGCUUGCUCUUUGAUCUUCAUGCAUCAAAUACAGCCCUUCCUUGGAAUAUCACAGUACAUUUUAAGAACUUUCCAGAGAAAGACCUUCUUCAUUGUUCCUCUAAAGAUGUUAUCGAGGCUCAUUUCAUGGCUUCUAUAAAAGAAGCAGAUGUCCUAAAACAUAAAAGUCAAGUUAUCAAUGAGAUGCAAAAAAAGGAUCAUAAACAACUUUGGAUGGGAUUACAGAAUGACAAAUUUGAUCAGUUUUGGGCCAUAAACAGGAAACUCAUGGAGUACCCUCCAGAAGAUAGUGGAUUUCGCUACAUCCCUUUUAGAAUAUAUCAGGCAACAACUGAGCAACCUUUUAUACAAAAGCUGUUCCGUCCUGUUGCGGCGGAUGGACAGCUAAAUACUCUGGGAGAUCUCUUAAAAGAAGCUUGUCCUGCUGCUAUUAAUUCUGAAGAUGGUGAAAAGAAUCAAGUGGUGAUUCAUGGAAUAGAACCAAUGUUGGAGACACCAGUACAGUGGCUAAGUGAGCAUAUGAGUUACCCUGAUAAUUUUCUGCAUAUCAGCGUUCUCCCACAACCUGCAGAUUGAAGUGUUGGCUUGUAUGUAUGAAGAUCACUCUCAGAUUGGAACUACAAAGUCAACUUUUAACUUCCAUCAGUCAUGGUGGGGACAGCUUGACCAGAAAACUUUCUUGUUGCAAGUUAAACAGGAGGAAAGAUCCUGUCAUGAGAGAUUAGGAACUGGACUGGCCGUAUUUUGCAUCACCCGUGAUUUUCUCCACUGCUGUCAUUUCAACUGUGACAUGAGAAACUCUAUAAGACCUCUGCAAGUCAUUUUCUCUUUUCUUGUUACAAUAAUAUAGUUGAAAGCAUGGAAAAUGUGGAAAUAUGUGCCACUUUGUAUUUCUUACUAAUCAAUAAACAAGGAUAUUUUCUAAA